CGCCGGCUGCCAUCGAACGACAUGCCGUGUUCCAGUUUAUGGUGACAGAAGCUAACAGCAAAAUGUUGCUGUCAUGGGCUUGGUUUUUGACGUUGUUAUUAAGUUUUGUGGGACAACACGUCACGUUUGCAUUGCAGGACGUUACUAGUGAUUUAUUUGGCCCGGAGAAUUAUGGCAUGGUAGCGGCUUUCGGUGACUUUAACUCUGAUAAACAGACUGACAUUUUCAUCAUCAGGAAGCGUUCUGAGUUGGUGAUUUUCUUGGCUGAUCUUAAAGCUCCUUAUUUCAAACCUAAAGUCCAUCUGACUAAAGAGGCUUUCCCUAGUGACUUCAACAUAAGUAGUGUGGUCCCAGGUGAUUAUGAUGGAGACUCUCAGAUGGAUGUGCUUCUUACUGGCUACACAAAGGGCUCCACCUCAAAAACAUUUGUCUUCAUCUUCUGGGGACAUAACCAAACUUUGGACCAGAGUCAUAGGGUAGAUCUGAACAGAACCUUUAAUGAUCAGCCCCUUGUCAUGGACUUUAAUGGGGACAUGAUUCCAGACAUUUUUGGAUCUGUGGGUGGUUCGUCAGAGGUUUGCUAUCUCAGGAGUCGGCAACAGAAAUGUGAGACGGCUCUCAGCUUGGAAGUCAAAAUGCGUGUCCCUCAUUCCAAUGCUUUCAUCGACCUUAACAAGGACUUCACUGCCGAUUUGUUCCUCACCACCGCGGAUGGAUAUGAGACCUGGAUCAAUAAGGACGGGAACUUCACCCAAGCCCUGUCUGGAAAGGCACCGGAGAAUGCGAAGAAAGUGGGUCAAUCUGCAUUCGUAGACUUCGACGGUGACGGCUCCCAGGACCACCUGUUGCCAGUCUGCAUGGAUAUUGCGUGUGAUAGAAGUGCAAUUUACCUGGCCAAGCCUGGAGAGACAGAGCUCCAGUGGGUGCCGUUGCUGACAGACUUCAGGAGGAAGGAUUCUGUGUGGGGAUUUGUGCCCUCUCUAGACAUUCCCAUCACCCUGCACUUAGGAGACUACAACCUGGAUGGCUUUCCCGAUGCCCUCGUCAUCCUCCGUAACACCAGUGCUAGCACACAGCAGCAGGCGUUCCUGUUGGAGAAUGUGGCGUGUAAUAACGUGAGCUGUCAGGCGGCAGGCCGCAUGUUCCGUGUGCACUGGGAACAGUCAGACCUAAGUGCCAUCCCCAAGGCUGUUGUGGCCACAUUUUUUGACAUCUAUGAGGACGGUAUAUUAGAUAUGAUCGUGCUCAGCAAGGUGGAAGGAAAGGAAGAGCACGUCAUCCACGCUUUGAAGAACAACUUUGAGGCCGACGCGUAUUUCGUAAAAGUGAUUGUGCUCAGUGGCCUGUGCUCCAAUGACUGUCCAGAAAAUGUCAAGCCCUUUGGUGUGAACCAGCCUGGCCCGUAUGUCAUGUACACAUCGGUGGACUCGAACGGUUAUCUGAAGAACGCGUCUGGUGAGUACACGGCUCAGAAAAGAUUAACACUAGAUGGGAAAGGCAUCACACAUAUCUCUUUGCCCAGAAUAUCCUGCCUCAGUAAGCUGCAAAUCCCCCCCGUCUUCCACAGAGGCACAUCAGCUCUAGUGCAUGUUUGCCAAAGGACAGCUGCAGAAAUUGAAUGUGCUGUAAUUUCCAUAACGGUAAUGGUACUAAUAUUCUUUGCGCUCAUUCUCUCUCUUCCAUCUAUCAUUCUCUUUCUCCUGCAGGACGUGAGGAAACAGGAAUGGACCGCUAUCAUUCCUAACUCCCAGCUCAUUGUUAUACCAUAUCCACAGAAUGACCCUCGCAGCUGGAGUGCAAAGCUCUACCUAACCCCCAGUAAUAUAGUCUUAUUGACAGCGAUAGCACUGAUUGGCGUGUGCGUCUUUAUUCUCGUCAUCAUCGGGAUACUGCACUGGCAAGAGAAGAAAGCAGAUGACCGGGAGAAGAGACAGGAGGCCCAUCGCUUCCAUUUUGAUGCCAUGUGAGAAAUUGGAGAGAGAGCAUUGUGGGUAAACACUGAGAAGAUCGGUUCUUCUUUCAUUUCAGUGGUUUAUUUAUUUUCACGUUUUUUUCCACACUGGAGCAUUUUAUGCAAUAAAUAAUGUCUGAAAUCAGAGAACUCCAUCUAAAUAUGAAUAGUGAAAUGAAGAGGAGAGUUGUGUUUCUGUCAAGUUUGUAUACAUGAUCCUAAACGCAUAUUGACAUUUGCACACUGAAAAGAGAGAACUGUUUGGUGCCAUUUUUUUGUACUUUGGUUUGGGAUAAACAUGUUAUUUUAAAACUCUUUCUUUAUUUUUCUGUAUUGUUAAAGUAUAUGGUAAAUGUCAAGUGGGCAGAAACAAAACCGGUAAUUUUCCCUUCUUGUUUGUUUUGUUUCAAGUUUUAUGUCAUGUGUUUUGAAGGAUGUAAUUAAUUGUCAGCCUUUAUGUCUAUGAAUGUGACUGAGUGAUAGUUCUUUCACUUCACUGAACCUCUUUAGUCUUUACUAAAUAAACGCUUUGACUUCAAGCGCUACAUGAGGCCCCCUGUUAACAAAGGUGUCCUCUGCAAACUGAUUUUAUUAGGCAUUUAGCUGUAUGGGACCCAAAAAAAUUAAAUAUGGUAUUAUUCUUUCACAAUAAAGUAUUGCUUUAACUGUCAACACUCAGUGCCAACCACAUCCAAAGGAUUUCACAGCGAGUUUAGUGUUUUGAUUCAUUAACUUGACACUGGAUAUCAAUAUUAUAUAGGAAGUCAAGUCCCCAAUCCUAAUUGCUGGUAGUCAACAUAAAGCAGGUUGCUGUUGUGGUUUCUGUAUGCACUAUCCUCUGUUUCUAGGAUAUUCUAGUAAUUCCCUAUGUGCAUGUCUUCUUUCCAAUUGUAAGGCACUGUUAAUCAGUUUCAAAGUGGUAUUAUUUAUUGCUUUUACAUGUUUUUAAAACACUGGAAAUUAAUUAUGUGCUGCUGAAGAAUGUUCAGUGUGAAGGGUUUUGUUCUUGGCUGUAUAUAUCUGACACAUGCUUUGAUCCAUGCAUUGAUUUAUAUGCAAAUCUCUUUUACCUUUAAAAAUGGUGUUGUUAUGGUGCACUAUAUGCACAUUAAGUGAUUUCACUUUAAAAGGAAAAUUCCAUUGUCAAACCACAAUACAGCUGCAUACUAAACUCGCAUAUUAACUGGCAUGCAAUUGUUUAUGGUUUUCACUCAUUGUUUCUGGUCAGGUGCAUAUUGGUCCUAGCAGGUUGUGCAUCUGUGCUCAGUUUUAAUUAUUAAUGAAUCACUCUCAAUGUGUUUUUGGUUGCGUUGAAAUGCUGUUUUGUCUUUUGGAAUGUUGUAUUGACAAUAAACAUGACCAAAUGCUUUAUUAUCUGA
Sinocyclocheilus anshuiensis is the source of this 3330-nucleotide messenger RNA. Its product is annotated as T-cell immunomodulatory protein-like. NCBI's taxonomy places the organism in Eukaryota, Metazoa, Chordata, Actinopteri, Cypriniformes, Cyprinidae. Bases 39 to 1967 code for a protein of 642 amino acids. Gene Ontology annotation, cellular component: plasma membrane. The transcript has 17 exons. The record is from RefSeq and is a predicted model, not a curated record.